Messenger RNA from Stylophora pistillata, 2778 nucleotides. RefSeq lists its product as uncharacterized. NCBI's taxonomy places the organism in Eukaryota, Metazoa, Cnidaria, Anthozoa, Scleractinia, Pocilloporidae. The record is from RefSeq and is a predicted model, not a curated record.
GAAAGAGAGUCUAAAGUUUGAAUCAUCUACUGUCGGUUCUUUCAGGUGUUCUUCGUUGCGAUUACUCGUUUCCAUCUGGAAGAAGUCAUUUCUUUCAAAAUGAUUUCCACUUUAAGGAACCACUUUGUACUUUACCUUUGGGCCAACAAAGGCGCUGUAGUGACCUUAGGAAGAACAGCUAUAAAUGUUGCAAAUGCUGUAAAUCAUAAUUAGCAAUUUUCGGCAUUCUUCAAUUGAGCGGAAAACAAGAUUCCUCCAUCUGUGAUAUAAUGAUUGAUCGCUAUGUCGAGAAAUCGAACACUGGCGUUGUGAGAGUUAGCAAGAAACCGAUAUGAAUUCUAAGAAGACGAAACGAAAUAAAGAGGAAUCGUUAUUGAUUUCAUACAACUCCGCAGAGGAUCGCGGUGGUGUCAGGCGAAGCAGUGAAUCUGAAGACAACGUUCAACCAUUGGAUUUACCACCAACUCGACUACGACGUCCAAGAUCCAGGAAAAUUCAUGUUCCUAUACAAUCCAAAACUUGUUGUUCACCAUGGAAUGCUCUUCAGGUGAUCUUUGUCCUGUUCACUGUUGGAACAAUGAUCUCCAUGAUGUGGUUCACAAUAAUACUGAAGACAUCACUAGAGUCUAUGAAGAAAAGGAUCACCUCAUUGGAGUCAUUUGAUAGAAGCACUUCAAGGGAAUAUGAGAGCCUAAAUAAUGACCUGACUAACAAGUACAAGGCUUUAGAAACUGACCGAGAAAAAGCUGUAAAACACGAUGAUGAACAAUUUAAAUCAAUUCUUAAGCAGAUUGCUUAUUUAAACUUAACAGUAGAUGAAUUAAAGAAGAAGGUUAAGUUACCAGAAAGUGCAAGCACAUUAACAAAAGAUAUUGAGUCACUGAAGAAAGGAAUGGCUGACACAGGUGGUGAUAUAACAGAGAUUAAAGACAAAAUUAAACAGCUAACAGAUUUAGCUGGUAAACAGCAGAAGAGAAUGGAAAAGUUGACAAAAAAUGUUUAUAAUCUUUCGGUUCAAGUAGCUCAAGUAAUGGGAAAGCCAACUCCCAAAGCUCCAGCAAAUACUGGAACUCCACCCCUAAUUUUACGGAUGCCAGUCAAUGCUGAUGAGAAACAACAAGAUGGAGAUGAAUCAGUGGUGAAGAAUUUCACAGCACAAAUUUCAGUGGAAGUUGGCAGGGUUAUGGGAAUUCUGACAACAGUGAACCAGACAUUGUCUUAUGAAGUAUCAAAAUUAAGGCUUUUGAUGAAGGGCUUGUUGAAGGAAGUCAAGAAACAUGUUGUAGCUCUUGAUGACUUACAGACUAAAGUCACACAGGUUUUGAAACAAAACCACAGCAGUGUAAUCUCUAGAGGUCACCUUGAACCAGACAGUGACAUGCUUUCAGAGCAGGUCUCCAAUUUAUCACUUGAAGUGAAAAAGCUAUCAGAUUAUGUUGACCAACAGUCCAAGAAUUUGGCUGAACUGAUGCUAGAAGUGCUACAAAUUAACACAACUGUUUCCCAUCAACAAAGUCUCGGUACACCAAAAAAAUCUGUCUCAUGCAAUUGUUCUACGGAAGUUGGAAAGAUACGGGAACAGUUAUCCAGCAACAAAUUGAGCAUCGAAUCACUGAAGCAAGAACUCCAAGCUCUUCAAAGUAACUUAGACAGUUUGUCAAAAACUACCUUACAACCUGACACUACAAAAUCAGACCUUCCUGAGGAAAAGCAGAAAAACCACAAUCAGAGUUUGAGCGAUAGUGUCACAGAAGACACCGAAAAAGAUGAUCUUGAGGAUGUUGGACUUGCGGCUGAACUUGUCAAGCCGUCACCCACACCAAGAAGUAAUGCGAAUGACUCUGCGUCAAAAGUUAAUAAGGUUGCAGAAAGUGUAACAGAAAAUCCAACUGAGAAAAGUGAACUUGAAGCUGAAAGUGUAAAACCAUCACCUUCACAGAGUGAUGGAAGUCACACUGCAUCAAAAGGUGAUAAUCUAAAAGAACUUCCUGUAAAUGCCUUACCAACUGGACAUGUUAAAUCAACGCAGAAUUCUACGCAGCCUUUAAAUAUGACUGCAUCACCUCAGAUCUCAUCCAUCAACGCCACAAAAGACAGACAAAAUUCAUCUUCUGGUGACAAGAUUAAGGUAGAAGUUGUAAAGGUACCAACUCCCAGCAAAGAAGAGGCCCUGGAAGAUAGCCUAGAGGAUCCCGGCUCAGAUUCAGCUUAAAUUUAUACAAUAGGCUUUGAGUGCUUUUUCUACCGGUGGUCUAAUGAAGUCAGGUGUACUGAAUAUAGUUAAUUAUAAAGAAUUAUGGUUCAAUGCAGUUUUAAAGAGUUAUGGGUCGAUGCAGUUUUAAUGAAAGAUAGCCAAUGCUAUUUACAUAAAGUGACUUUUGAAAGGGUUUUUUAUAUCAAGAGUUAAAAUUUAUUGAUCAAAUUGUCUAGACUGAUAUUUAACGUCAAGAAAGGUCGGACAUUAAUGGGACAGGUAAUCACUUUUUUUCUGGAAUUUUUUUGGACCUCAAUCGGACUGACAUUUCUUGUAACCUGUUAUUAGAAUAGUGCAUGUCGUGAGGUUGGGUUUAAAGGUUCCCGUUGCACUUCCUCUGUCAUCGGCUGAAAACUUUAACAAUGUGAUGGCAAGUUCAAUGAUGUGCUCUUAAGUGUCUGCACCAAUUUUGUACUUAGACAAUUUCAACGAGUGUUGCUCGUGAGAUAAUUGAAGCAUCAUGAUGAGGCUUUCUCGAACUACUUAAUAAACAAUUCUACUCCCAAUAAAUGGUGUUCUCCAUG